Molecule: messenger RNA, 6431 nt
Organism: Gavialis gangeticus (Gharial)
Lineage: Eukaryota; Metazoa; Chordata; Crocodylia; Gavialidae
Gene: MEGF9
Product: multiple EGF like domains 9
Exons: 6
Coding region: 16-1296 (426 amino acids)
Biological process (GO): axon guidance
Cellular component (GO): basement membrane
Molecular function (GO): extracellular matrix structural constituent
Source: RefSeq, a predicted model, not a curated record
UGGAGGCUGAUUAAAAUGUGUAGGUUUCUUGCCCCUUUACUUGAAAACCUGCUUCAGCACCUCACUUCUCUCCUAGUUAAAAGCUAUCUGUGUAACUGCAGUGCUGUCGGGAGUGUAAGCGUGAAUGAGUGCAACACCUCAACAGGACAGUGUGAGUGUCACGAGGGCUACACAGGUCUGUUUUGUGACAGCUGCAAGGAGGGGUAUUACCUGAAUCAAACUAGUGGGCUCUGCCGUCUGUGUGGCUGUAGUUCCAAAGGCUCCGUCAACUCCCUUUGUGACAAUUAUGGAAAAUGCCAGUGUAAAGUUGGUGUAACCGGCUUCAAGUGUGACCAGUGCCAUGAUGGAUACUACAGGUUUAACAAAACCACCUGUGCACCCUGCCAGUGCAAUGACCAUUCCAAGAGCUGUGAUGGCUUAACAGGUGCCUGUUUGAACUGCCAAGGAAAUACAGAAGGAAGUCAGUGUGAAAAAUGUAAGGUUGGCUUCUACAGAAGCACCCUCCCAGCCCAUGAAUGCCACCACUGCCCAUGUUCAACUGUAGCAUCUACUGGUAGCUGCCGAAUAAAACCUGGCCAGCAUGUCCCAACAUGUGACAAAUGCAAAACCGGAUACACUGGCCCAAACUGUAACCAGUGUGACAAUGGCUAUUACAAUUCUGACAGUAUCUGCAUAAGAUGCAAAUGUAAUGGGAAUGUAGACCCAAUUCAGUCACCCAGGAUAUGCAUGCCAGAGACAGGGGAAUGCAUUGGCUGUCUAUACCACACUGCUGGGUUUCAUUGUGAGGAAUGUCAGGAAGGUUAUAUCAAAGACCCUGAGGGAACCAACUGCACCAAGAAAGAAAUCUUUCCUGGUCCAGAAGCUACAGAGUUCGUAACUUUUGCUCCAAGCACCAGCACGGCAACAUUGUUUUCAACUACAGUGACAAACAGUACAUUACCACCACCGACUGUGCAGACUGUAUUUCCUAUAAGCUCCUCUGACAAUAGUACAUCUGCUUUUGCAGAUGUCUCGUGGACUCAAUUUAACAUAAUUAUUUUGACGGUGAUUAUCAUUGUUGUGGUCCUACUAAUGGGCUUUGUGGGUGCUGUCUAUAUGUAUCGUGAAUAUCAAAACAGAAAACUUAAUGCUCCUUUUUGGACCAUUGAACUAAAGGAGGACAACAUCAGUUUUAGCAGCUACCAUGACAGUAUACCCAAUGCUGAUGUUUCGGGGUUAUUGGAGGAUGAUGGAAAUGAAGUGGCGCCUAAUGGACAGCUGACGCUGACAACUCCCAUGCAUAACUAUAAGGCAUAAAGGAAGAAUUUAUCCAGCUAUUCCAAAAUUAGCUUAAAAAAUGACUCUGCUCAUUCAAGGAGUAUCAGAAUCUGUGCCAAGGUUUCAAGCAAAGGAAUUUGCUACCCAGAUAUUUUUUUAUGUUGGGCAUGGUGUAGCUUGCUGGUGAACAGGAAAGGUGUGCAGUGCAUCAGGUUUUCAGGUAACAUAAUGAAUGCAUUCAGUGUGUCAUUUCCCAUGAAGAUCCAUAGACUUCACUGUUGAUAAAGACUUUACAUAAAAUAACGCCGAUCUUAAAAUAUAUUUUUGUAUGAAGAGUUGCGGUAGGGCUAUAGCAAGCAGAACCCUGUGAUUAAUCAAAAGUUACUUUGACUUCCAGCCAAGCUAAUGCUUAUACCUGUGUCCAAUAUUUUGAAAAGUAGCCUGUGAAUGAAUGGUGGAUUUUCAGGAAAUAGACUUUUCUAAAAGCUUCAUAUUAUUUCCUUUAUAUAAAUUUGUUUUAAAGAAAGGGGAAAUCUCAUUCACUUCACCAUAGUACUAAAAGACAUUUAAAUAAGUAAAUGUUACGCACAGUAAAACCGCCCCAUUGAUUUUUGGGGAGCAGAAAAAAAUCAAGUAUGAAAAUAUCUGUUGGGGGAGAUAACUCUUUUCCCUUAUGUAAGGUGACAAUACUAUUAAAAUACAGGAAUCCAUUUUUAUAGAAGGAGUUAAUGAACUUGUAUACAUAUUGUACAAGGGAAGACAACCAGACAUCUCAGGGUUGCCCUGUAAAAAUACAUGCUAGGCUUACUAUCUUACCCUGACAGAAAUGGUGUGUUCUGUAUAUAGAAUGUAAUAUAACUUCUUGGCAUUGUAUCUGUAACUAUUUGUAAAAAAAGAAAAGCCAUAAGUCAUAUUUUAUCAUCUAGAUUUUAUCUGUACAGCAGUUAGUGGCAUUGUAAAAAAAAUAUGAGGAUUGUUUAAAAUACUGUAAAUUAGAUGGCAAUAUUGCUGGAGCUGGGUCUCUGGCAAACAUCCAUCGUUUAAAGUUCCUCUUCUGAUAUCACUGAAAUUUUUUUAAGAAGUUGAGUGUUUCCUACUUGUCUCUGCAACUGUCAACCUCCCUGUUCCUUUAUCCAUGUUGACCCUAGUAAAUAUCCGGUGAUGUCAUGAACAGACAUCUGAAGGGCCAGUGAUCAGGGUUGCUUUGAAGUCUCCCCACAAAAUGCAGAUGUAUCAACAAUGUUAUUUAAAGACUGAUCCUAUCAAUCAGACUUAACAAGAGCUGUCAGCAUUCACAGGAGUAGUUUGAUUGGAGUCAUGGGCCUACUCGGGCAAGUAAGGACUACUUAUGUAAUUAUGAGUAAAAUUGCCAAUAGUGCUGCACGUUGGCCUAUCUCUGCUUCUCUUGAUGACAAUAGCAAAAUUUCCCUCGUCUUCAGUGGAACCAGGAUUUCAUGCAAAGUAUCUACAGGAUCAGGUCCCUGGUUUCAAAAUUCUAGAUACAAUAAUAAGUGAUGUGGACACUGUCAAGUAAUUGAUUUCUGAAAGUUCACGUAGCAUAAAGUUGUAUGCUGGACAAGUGGGGACUACUCAUUGUUAAGAAACAUACAAGGGAUCACUGGUUAUGCAGAAUCCUACCAUUUUUAUAUAGAGGCAGACUGGCUUUUAACAAGGGGAGUACAAGUUAAUGAGCACUCUGUCUUUGUCAAAUGGAAAGAGCUGUAUGGCAAGGUUGCCUUGUUGUUCCUCCACUCUGAGGUAUAGGUCUGAAUGCAGGGUGCAGCGUGGCUGCUUGAAUGUACACCGACAUAGCACCUAGGAAGACUGCUGACUGUAGCAGGCUGAGUACAGGUUGGAACAUCCAAAAGCAUGUGCAGUCCUUGUACAGCUCUGUUUCCUAACAUCUGGGAGAAGGCAGUGCUAUACCAGGUGCAAAGAACAUUAGACCUUCACUGGGGCAUUUUGUUUGCACCUGUACAGUGCAAUAAAACAGUGCUGUGGAGAACUUCAGCUCUGCCCUUGCCUUUUUUCAGUGCUGCCAUUUGGCAUGUAAUCUUUAUUAGGUGCCAGAUCCAGUCUGUUUGCUUUAUUCCUUUCACUGCACUGAGUGUGUCUUUGCACCCAAUCCAGUUCCCAUUGAAGCCAGUGGAAAGCCUCCUGAAAUCCUCCUGCUGACUUCAGUGAGGUUGAAUCAAACCUUUUGUUUGAUCUCUUCUGAGCAGGGCAAUUAGUUCCUGUCUUGUGUGUUAAUUAAGUGAACUUCUGGUAACCUCGGGGAUAAAGUCUGUAAUGCAGCCAUGCCAGUGCUUUGCCGGUUCAUUAUAACUCCAGUGAUAAACAAGGAAGUUAGCAAAGCAGAGCAAUAGCUGCAUCAAUAAAAAACAAAGGCAGAAAUAAAUAUUUCUUAUGUGACAGGAGGGAAAAGUACUGUAGAAAGAUAUUAUUUAUUUGCAUUCCAGAAGUACUGGGAGGCCUCACUCUGGCUUGGGAAUGGCAUUCUGCUAGGUGCUGUACAUAGUUAUAAUAAUAAUAUGCAGUCCCUGUAUCAAAGAGCUUAUCUUCUAAUUUAAGAAGAUGUGAUGGACUGUGUAUGGACCUCAGCCAGAGGCAAUGAAGCCAAUGAAAAGAGGUACAUUGCCUGCAUUGAACUUGAGGUCAGUUCUCAAGUCUGCAGUUGACUGGAUUCAAGUCAUUCAAAAAGAUUUGAGUUUUAGUCGGAAAAUAGAAAAAGAAAGAAAAUCUGGAUAUUAGCAAGCCUUUAUCAUACAACAGGCUUUAAAGGUCAGUUUUUAUUAAAGUAGAGAAAAUAGUAUAAUCUGGACAUAAUUACGUGACAGUGCUAAUUUUUAUAAGUGUAUUCCCUGGUGUUUAUGCACACUGGGAAGAGAUGACUUUUCAUAAGAGAUUUCAGUGACUGUGUGUUAGCAUCUGGGCCUAGUUCUCUAGAGCAAUAAAAGCAACAGGCAAAGUGAAGGAAAGAUUGUCUACUUGAGCAUGUCAGAAUUAUUUUCUUCUUUUAUUUGUGGGGUUGAGGUGAAUUAGCAGAUAUAUUCUUUGAAAGAAAACAUUUCUUCAUGGAUCCUUGGAAAGUCUGCAGGCUAUCUAAUAUAACAGGGUUUGGCCAGUUUAAUUUGGACUUCAGGUCCUGGCUUUUUUGAUUCUCUUACAUUACAGAGUCUGUGACCAGUUGCAGGAUUUGGUUUUGAGUUCAGUUGCUGAGCUCCCUUUGAUAUUGGCCCCAUUGUAGCUGAAAAAAUAAACAUGAAAAAUAAUAUUCAAGCACUGAAUAUUAGCCCAGCUCUGAAGUGGUGAAGAUGUCAGUCUGUUUUACACAUUGUCAUACAACAGUAUGAUUCUGUGGGUAUUUUGCUGACAGCAAAUGGUUCUGGACAGAGAGGUCUAGGAGACCAUCCUGUGGGUCUGACAUGAAGCCCACAGAAAUUAAUUUAAGUCUCUUCUUUGGGCUUUAGUUGCAUAGCUUUUUAAAACUCGACUGACCUGUUUUGGAGAAACUCUGAUGUAUGGUAUGCUUUGUUUGGACACUAACUUCUGAUUAGCAGAGAAUGAAAACAUCAGAGGGAUGCAAGGGAUGGUGCAUCUAAUGCGACAAAACGAUUCAGAAGAAGAAACAAAAUCAGUUGCACCCAGUUGGGUCUCUUGUUUAGAGAAAUAAGAUUCAACAGAAACUUUCCAGCUUUGUGUUCAACCUCAUCCUAUGAUCCACUAGUGUGAAACCUGACUCUCUUCCCUCCAACACCCACAUAGCCAUCUACCUGAGCACCUGUACAAUAGAAGGAAGAAGCUAAGUGAGAUCCAUCUCUCAGCCAGGUUGGACUGCACCUUGUUGUAGUUCAUUGCCAGAGAAUUCUUAUGGGCAAGUAUGUCAUCCUACCAAAGACCUUGCUUUUUCCAGCAGGACUCCUUCUACAUUCAGUUGCUUGUAUUAUAACUUGCCAUCAAACUUCUGUAAUGUUGAGGUUUGCCCACUGGCAGGUUUGAGAAUGAGAAUGACCAGUUAAAUAGGAUGUAGACUGCAGAGGUUCAUCGGGCCCAAUGCAGAAAAUCAUCAGGUCAGAGAAGGGGUGUCAGGCUGAGGAGUCAGGACUGUUGCACAUACAUUGGUGGGGUCCAUCACGCGUCACUUCCCAGCAGACAAGUAGUAAAUCAGUCUUGCAGGACAACGGUCGUUGGUUUUGGGCAAGAAAGUGGGUGGCAUGGUGCAGUAGCUGUGUGUCCAUGGAGUAGCUGGAGUAAUAGGGGGACAUGGCAGUCCAGAGAAGUAUGACGGUGAGACACUUAUGGCUUUCGCUCCUACUGGCCAUAAUCUCAAACCCAUGCUGUGGGAAGGUGAGAGCCAUGUUGCCACAUAGCCUAGCUGGUCUGGGUGAAGCAAAUGAAAUCCUGUAGUAAAACACUUGAAGACAAAAGCCCUCAUGUCAGGGGAUGGAUAAAAAGCUGCAAUCAACCAUGUAUAAAAUGAACAGGGGCAGCCUGGCUGGGUCAGAAGCUAGGGAUGUUACUCUACAAGCACAGGAUGCACCAAAUGUGCAAAAGUAUAAUCAGCUAAUGUGAAUACAAGGUCUGAACUCUUACCAAAUCACCAUAGCUAGAAAAAAAAAAGCAUGAUGUUUUAGCCUUGGGGACUGUCAUGAAAAGUCAUUUAUUGAAACAGUCAUUCUCUUGGACCAGGCAAAACGCACUCAGGCCAGCAGAAACCAUUUAUGAGCCUGGAUGGCAUGUUUUCAGCAUUCUACUGCAUUUUGGGCCAGUUGAUCCCUUGUUGUACAGCAUUUUUAUUCCAAAUAUUACAUGCAAUAUAAAUGAUGCAAUAUGUGGCAGAAAAUCUGUACAGCUUCCUUUUAAAAACAAGAACUGAAGAAUGAAGCCUAAAACAUUUUUAAAAAUAAAAUUGUAAAAUUAGCUCUCAAGGGACUCUGCUAUUUAGGUGUCAGAUGGAAUUUUAAUAAGGAAAAUGUGGGCCUAAAACAUUUAACAUCAUGCUUGCUCCCAACUAAAACUCAUCAGCCUUAUCACACAUCCCAAUAAGGUGUUUCUUACGCAUAUGCUAAGCUUACAAAUGCAUUUCUAAAAAAAGUGUAUGAUUUGAAUAUAUGUCAGAAUUUAUACAGAAGAAUGUUAUUUAAAAAUGAAUAAAUGUAUAUAAUUUGUACCUA